This is a messenger RNA of Cladophialophora yegresii CBS 114405, 648 nucleotides long. RefSeq lists its product as uncharacterized. Gene Ontology annotation, cellular component: cytoplasm. The transcript has a single exon. Lineage: Eukaryota; Fungi; Ascomycota; Eurotiomycetes; Chaetothyriales; Herpotrichiellaceae. Gene Ontology annotation, molecular function: phosphatase activity. The coding region runs from base 1 to 648 and encodes 215 amino acids. The record is from RefSeq and is a predicted model, not a curated record.
AUGAAUCGAAAAGUCCACCUCGUCCGCCACGCCGAGGGCCUGCACAAUCUCCGCGACGAUCCUACAAUCCCAGAUGCUCCCUUGAGCGAGCGCGGAUUUGACCUCGCAGAGGACUUAGGCCGGCGCUUCAUCCACGACAACUCGGACAGCGUGGGCGCCAUGCUGGUCUCGCCGCUUCGCCGAGCCAUCCAGACUUCGCUGGCGGCAUUCCCUCGCGUCCUCGGCGCGGCACAUUAUCCCGUCAACUCGGGCAGAGGGGUCAGAACCGGUGGGGUGACUCUGCUCUUGGAUCCGGACUUGCAGGAAAUUAGUAGUCUGGCAUGUAAUGUCGGAUCGCCGCCACGUGAGCUGCUGGAAGAGUUCCCCGAGAUGGGCGCGCAGAUUGGGGGUUUGCCGUCCAGGUGGUUCGAGAAGACGGGGUUGUGGUCGCCUGCUCGUGCCGCCGUCGCGCAGCGGAAAAUCAGGAUCCUGCAGCGGCUGUGGGACGUUUCCGAGGAGUUGCAGAGCAGUCCAGACGGGAGGGAGGAUAUCGUCGUGGUGACGCAUGAAGGGAUCAUAUUGGUACUCGUCCCAGACGCGGAGGUGCCGAUGGGAGCUUACAGGACGUUUACCUUGGUCAAGGCGGGGACGGAAAUUGUGCUUCGGUGA